UCUCUAUAAAACUCAAAAUCCUUCCCCUUCUUCUUCUUCAUUCUCCUUCAAUCUCUCAACAAUGGCGGUCGCUUCCAGAGACAGGCUCACUGACCUUCAAAUCCCCAGACUAUGGAAGGACAGAGACGCCACCAGCCCUGAGCGCACCAAGGUCUGGACUGAACCCAAGCUCCGCUCCGAAAGAAAGGUUCCCGUCGUUUACUAUCUCUCCAGAAAUGGCCACCUCCAACACCCUCAUUUCAUGGAGGUUCCUCUUUCCUCCUCCGAAGGCCUCUAUCUCAGAGAUGUUAUCAAUCGUCUCAAUCUUCUUCGAGGAAAUGGAAUGGCUACUGCGUACUCGUGGUCGUCUAAAAGGAGCUACAAGAAUGGGUUCGUAUGGCACGAUUUGUCGGAGAAUGAUUUCAUUUAUCCAUUGCAUGGUAAAGAGUAUGUUCUCAAAGGAUCGGAGAUUCUUCAUUCCUCUUUAGAGAGCCGAGUUCAAGGCUCGGAAUCUUCUAGGUCUUUGAGGCCGCCGGAGAUUCAUAAACUCGACGGCGAAGAGUCCGAUUCCCCGAUCCUCUCUCGCCGGAGGAACCAGUCAUGGAGUUCCGUCGACUUCCAUGAGUACAAAGUCUAUAAGACCGAUUCGAGCUUCGACUCGUCGGCUAAAGCCGCCGCUGCUGAUGCUUCGACUCAGACUGACGAGAAGCAUCGGCGGAGGAGACGAGCGGUGAGGGAGGAAGAUAAAGAAACAGAGGAGGUUCAUGGUGAAUCAAACCCUACGCCGAGUACAGAGCUCAAUACGGAAGAAAUUUCUCCUCCGCUCUCGGAUUCAAGCCCCGAAACUCUAGAAUCUCUGAUGAAAGCCGACGGACGUUUGAUCAUUUCCGAAGCCGACAACGCUAAUCGGACGGCGGAGAGUUUUCCGAGCGGGAGGAUGAGGGCAUCGGCAGUUCUAAUGCAAUUGAUUUCAUGUGGAUCGAUGUCGUUCAAGGACUGUGCAGCACCAUCAAUGGGGGAUCAAGAAUUUGCCCUCGUUGGUCACUGUAAAUCCAGAGUACCUCGCAUAGGCAGGAAAGAACCAGCAACAGAGACAUCGACGGAAAUUAUGGGUUUCUCCGGCGUACGGUUGGAAGACAAGGAAUACUUCAGUGGAAGCCUAAUCGAAACCCAGAAAGUAAAGAACGCUCCAGCGGCUCUGAAGAGGUCAUCUUCUUACAAUGCAGAUAGGGCAUCACAGCUGCAAAUGUCGGAGAAGGAGAUGGACGCAGCAGCACGUGCAAAAUGCAUACCGAGAAAGCACAGGUCAUCCGGCCAAGGAACAAAGAGGGAGACUAACAACAUAACCGACGGCCCUUCCAUCACCACCAGCAAUACACAACAUGGAAGCAAAAGACUCACACAGAACAACAAUGAAUAGACAGACCCAAUACACACAAUCCUUCUGAAACUCUCAUCAAACAAGGAGAAAAGAAGAAGCAGCCCGCCCGCCCGCCCGCACCGGUCACCGUCCAAAGCAGACAAGAAAAAAGGUGCAUUGUAACCUGUGAAAUUUGAUUUAGUUUUUUUCGUUGAGAGAGUCAACUUAGUGUUAGUGGGGGUUGAAUUUUUUGCAUGAAUGUUGAUGAAAUAGAGGCAUUAAGGCUCCCAAUGUGACAACUUUUGUUUGACCAAGGCUACAAUGAGCGUUGGAAUUGGGAAAGGAUAGGUGGUGAUAGGUUGUCACGGGUAACGAGUAGGGUAGGGGCGUCGGCAGUGGAAGGGCCGACAGUUGCCAUAUUGGAGAAGAGAAGACGUGACUUGUAAAAUGGACAUUUGUAAUGUACUUGCUAUUAUAAAUUAUUGAGCAUUGCU
Messenger RNA from Cucurbita maxima (winter squash), 1833 nucleotides. Its product is annotated as protein UPSTREAM OF FLC-like. The record is from RefSeq and is a predicted model, not a curated record. Bases 62 to 1399 code for a protein of 445 amino acids. The transcript has 4 exons. Lineage: Eukaryota; Viridiplantae; Streptophyta; Magnoliopsida; Cucurbitales; Cucurbitaceae.